Molecule: messenger RNA, 1758 nt
Organism: Colias croceus (clouded yellow)
Lineage: Eukaryota; Metazoa; Arthropoda; Insecta; Lepidoptera; Pieridae
Exons: 1
Coding region: 1-1758 (585 amino acids)
Molecular function (GO): catalytic activity
Source: RefSeq, a predicted model, not a curated record
AUGAAAAAGUCUCAUAAAGGAAAUAAGGUUUUACAGCGGCUGCACUUCCUCUCUUUCAAAGUGCACCUCACCAACAUCCGAGGCUUGCACUCUAAUCUACCUUCAGUCCAUUACCAUCUUGAGACAGAGAAGCCGCAUCUACUAUUCCUUACGGAGACGCAAAUUAAGAACCCCGCUGAUGCAACAUACCUGAAGUAUCCAGGCUAUUCUAUUGAGUACAAUUUCAAGCCAAAAGCCGGAGCUUGUGUUUAUGUUCGCGACGAUAUCUGCCUUUUGCGUCUUCGUCAACUUGAAGAGCCCAGUUUUUCAGUCCUGUGGACAAUGGUGGACAUGGGCAUCCAUAAAAUCGUAUAUGCCUGUGUAUAUCGAUCGCACAGUGGUGACUUUGAGACAACUAGGUUACUUAACUACCUCAGUGAAGCUGCUGAUGAGGUUGGAAGCCGGUACCCUGACGCUGAAUUGGUCUUUCUGGGAGACUUUAACGCCUGUCACGCCGAAUGGCUAUUUCCAUUCCAAAAGACCGACCAUGCGGGUAGAGAAACAUUCAACUUUGCACUGACUCAUAAUCUCUCCCAGCUGGUUCGUGAAGCGACACGUGUUCCUGACAUCGAAGACCACACGGCAAACUGUUUAGACCUUCUAUUAACAACAAACCCAGACAGACACACAGUAUCAGUCUCUGCACCUCUAGGAUCAUCUGACCACUGUCUGGUGAAAACAGUAUCAAACUAUCCUCCUCCAGACACUACUACCAGUUACAAGCGGAGAGUAUGGAAAUACAAGCUGGCAGAUUGGGAAGAGAUGCGUCACUUUUUUGCAAGUUAUCCAUGGCGACAAGUCUGCUUCUCGUCGGCCGAUCCUUCCAGCUGCGCGGAUAAUGUCGUUGACGUUAUUCGUCAGGGAAUGGAGUAUUUUAUUCCUUUCUCUGACGUUAACUUUGAUGGCAAAGCUAAGCCUUGGUUUAACUCCGACUGCAUCACUGCAGAGAAACGGAAGCUCUUAGCUUAUAAAGCCUGGGUUGAUGCUCGACUACGCAAAGCUCCAGAUCUGCGCUCAAAAAAGAGGGCAUUUAAUAAGGCUGCCAAAUACUCCAAAAAGGUGAUCAGAAAAGCUCGAUUCGACCGAAUUCAGAAUAUUGGCAGGAAACUGAUAUCCUACCCUUCAGGUAGUAAGGCUUUUUGGUCUCUUGCCAAGAUUGUCGAGUCAAACUUCUGUCGUCCUUCACUACCACCGCUACUCAAAUCUGACGGUUCAUUGGCACAUAGCGCGAAGGAAAAAGCUGAUUUAUUGGCAUCACUUUUCGCAAAUAAUUCGCGUCUGGAUUCUGGGAAUAAAUGUCCACCAGUAAUUCCGCAUUCUGGCUCAUAUAUGUCUAGCAUUAAUGUCACACAAAAGACAGUUCUAAAAACACUUCGUAAUCUAGACGUAAACAAAGCCAGCGGACCAGAUGGUUUGCCAGCGAUAGUAUUUAAGAACUGUGCGCCGGAGUUGUCUCCUGUCCUCACACGCCUUUUCCGCUUAUCUUUAAAAUCGGGAAUAGUUCCUAAGAGUUGGAAAGUAGCAAAUGUUCAACCUGUACCCAAAAAAGGUAGUCGUGCUGAACCCACUAACUAUCGGCCAAUAUCAAUAACCUCCAUACUCUCUAAGAUUAUGGAGCGUAUAUUGAAUGAACAACUACUCGCACACCUAGAAGCCAACGACCUCCUCACGACCGCCUUUACGGUUUUCGCAAAAAGAGGUCGACUGGCGAUCUUCUAG